This is a messenger RNA of Mercenaria mercenaria, 7304 nucleotides long. RefSeq names its product arfaptin-2-like. Bases 105 to 1199 code for a protein of 364 amino acids. NCBI's taxonomy places the organism in Eukaryota, Metazoa, Mollusca, Bivalvia, Venerida, Veneridae. Gene Ontology annotation, cellular component: trans-Golgi network membrane. The transcript has 6 exons. The record is from RefSeq and is a predicted model, not a curated record. Gene Ontology annotation, molecular function: phospholipid binding; protein domain specific binding. Gene Ontology annotation, biological process: intracellular protein transport; regulation of Arp2/3 complex-mediated actin nucleation.
UUGUUUUCACUGUUGCAAAGAAAAUCUUUCAUGAGAAAUUUGCAUGUAGAAAAGGAUAUUAUAUUACUUGUAGAGAUAUACAUCUUGGGAGACAUACUUUAAUUAUGUCUGAUUUGAUGUUCUUCAAAAGGAUGGCUGAUAGUAGUAUACCAGCCAGUAUGAACGGGAUGCCGAUGGACGACGAUGAGUUUGAACGUAACUUACAGGAGAUUAUGGAUGAUGGCCCAACGCUCAGUGAUAGCAGUAAUACUGUACAGAGUGGCUCACCACAGAAACCACAAGUGACACAGUCAGAUCAGCUGUCAGACGGAGGAGGUUCACAACAGUUGUCGAUGUCUCAGUCCCUUAAUCUACCACCAGCUUCAAAACCAACACCAGUGAUCAAGUCGCGGAGUUUAAAUGGUGAUUUUGUUCCUAGGCAGCAGACAAUGACACAGACUGCACACAACAAACUCGAACAAGUGAAGAAUUGGAGUAUCAAUACGUACAAAUGUACAAAACAGUUGUUAUCGGAGAAAUUAGGUAAAGGUUCACGGACUGUUGAUCUGGAGCUUGAAGCUCAAAUUGAAGUUUUGAGAGACACGAAACGUAAAUACGAGAAUAUAUUGCGGUUGUCGAGGACAUUAGCAAAUCAUUUUUCCCAAGUUGUUCAAACACAGAGGGCGCUUGGUGAAGCGUUCUCGGAACAGGCUCAGAGGUCAGCAGAGUUGCAGGAUGAGUUUACGUACAACUGUGAGACACAGAGGGCGCUUGUGAGAAAUGGAGAAACUCUGUUAGGAGCUAUGAAUUUCUUCACAUCAUCAGUGAAUACUUUGAUCAGUAAAACAAUGGAUGACACCCUCAUUACAGUGAAAAAUUAUGAAACAGCAAGGUUGGAGUUUGAUGCAUACAGAGCAGACAUGGAGCACCAGAACCUUGCACCACGAGACUCGGCCAACAUUGCUAAAUCAGAGGAGUUGAAACGGAAGUUUGAGGGACAGAAAGAAAAAUAUGAUAAACUUCGGGCAGAUGUUGCAAUAAAACUCAAAUUUUUAGAUGAAAAUAGGAUCAAAGUGAUGCAUAAGCAGUUACUGUUGUUUCACAAUGCGAUCUCAGCGUACUUCAGCGGCAACCAGUCAGCACUCGAGGCAACAUUGAAACAGUUCAACAUCAAACUGAAGGCACCAAAUGCAGAAUCACCGUCCUGGCUCGAACAGUGAUAACAUGUCACCAUAUCGCUAACUUAAUCUCAUUCAUUUAUCGUCCGACAUUGUAAACUGCACGUAAUGAACACAUCUAAAUGUGGUGUACACAAGGUGGAUUGCAGAUUGUGAAUUAUCCAUUAUGAACUACACAUUGUGGUCUACACAUUAUAAAUGUGAACUAUACUCUGUGAAUUAAAUUAUGAACACAGUGUGAGUUACAAGGCCAUCUGUACACCCAUCUGUAUAUCAGUAACUUCUAUAUCGGCUAACAUGCCAAACAGACAUAUUUUAAGUUUAAUCUUUACAGAAGUUGUCAGUGUGUUAAUGGAUUGUUUCAGUGCUGAAUACAGGAACAGAGAAAGAUCUUCACAGAAAUUGAAGAAACUGCUGAAAUGACAAUUUACAAAACAUACAGUCAGUUUAAAUGAAAUUAUUAGUCUAGAUUAAUUUAUUUGUAAAAAUGUACUAUAGAUGUGGAGGAAAUGGCAGGAAAACAGUACUGUUUGUACUUAAAAUUCAAAUGGCCCCUUUUUUUCCAGAUCACUUUGAAAACAUUUAAUUUGAUGGGUUUGGGUUGACAUGGGCAUUUCAUUAGGAUAUGAAUUCAUGGAUUUCAACUUUUAAAGAUGAAAUUAAUUGGAGUUUUGCUUGUUCAUUGGGAUUUUAUAGGUUGACUUAACCAUGAUGAAAAGAACGUUACCCAUUGAUAUUAAUGAUUUUGCAGUUAAAUAAAGAAAGUGUGUCUGCCUGGUCCCAUUGAGAUCUGAAACUUAAAACAUACUUGGUCUUUUAAUACGACAAACACUAAAUUGAGAAUUAUGGUGUUUAUUUUCCUCAAAGAGUGAAAAUGUAAUAAUUUGCAGGAAAAAAACUUACGAAUUUAUUUAAGAAAUGUAUUCUGUCACAGUAUGUUUUAACUUCAAAAUGUGUACACAGGCACAAUGCAUGUUGUAAAGUUGUUUGCACUUGAACAUUUUAUUAAGUUUAAAAGAAUCAUAUGGCAGAGUAUUGUUUUAAUGUGGUAUUUUAACUCUUGUUAUAUUGCUGUUUAAUUUAAAAGGACCUUGUUUCAUGGGGUCCAAAUUUCACCCACAUCCCUCCGUCAGGGAAUAUACAUUUUUUCAGUACUUGCGUCAAAAAGUAUUGGUUAUUAAGCCAUAUGUUCCUUUUUCAUGCGACUAUUGAGUUUAUCAUCAUACAACGAUGCAGCAGAGAAAAGUUAAGGGACAUUCAGAAUGCCUUUAGAGUUUAUUUCUUUGUGGCAUUUUAUGUUUGAAGGACCAAGAAUAAUUUAUAGGCUGAUGGUAUCUAACUGGUAUUAUUGUUACAUACAUGAACAUUGUUAUUUUCCAGGUAACAGCAUAUUUAGAUAUUAUAUAUAAGCUUUUCUUUGUCUGACAGUAGUGUUCAGUAAAAGCAGUAACAAAGAGUAUGUACCAACAAACUAUGGGCUUAAUUUCUCAGUGCUUCUUGUAACAGUAGGCUGUAGCAGUGAUUUGUUUAAGAUAUCAAAUUAUUACUUUUUGUAGUUUUAAGGUGGUGGCACCAUAAUGGCAGUCAGUGUCUGUGUGAUUUCAUAUUCUUGUUUACUUUUCAGUAUUCUUCUGAUGGAAAUGUAGCCAGUCAGAGUCCCGGCUUUCCAUUUGUAUCACAAACUUGAGAAAACAUGAGCCGCGCCAUUAGAAAACCAACAUUUGCGACCAGCAUUGAUCCAGACCAGACUGUGCGGAUGCAAAUUCACUAAGUUGGUUUUCUCAUGGCGCUGCUCACAUAAUCGAACAGAAAUUUACGAUUGUUAUUACAGAUCCACUACCUUAAAAUGUUUCAUUGUUCUAGGAUUGAAGUAAAAAAGGUGAGAUAAGAAUGUGCAUUUUUCACAAAUUUUAAAAUUGUCUUUAGACAAGAAGUAGGCAAUUAUAUCUUUAAGGGAGGUAAUAACAAACUUUCAUAAAAGAAAAGAGCAUGUAUUUCAAACAGGAAAUACAAAUCCAGUGCACAUCUUUCAUUUACUUUUUUUGGAUUCUAACUUUUAACUAAAAAAAUCAUCAACAAAAGAAUUUAACUUUACUAAAUAUAUAAACUAAUUGUUUCUAGGGCUACAUUCCAGUUCAGUGUCAUGUAUAACAGACUUUUGCUAAAAAUCUUUGUUUUUUUGAGUCGGCUAAACGAUGUAAUCGUUUUGACGAGUCCUUGCUAUCCAGCGAUUCUCUAAGUCUAAAUGGACCAAAUAACACAGUGAAGCGAUGUAGUUCCAUUAGAUUUCUCAAACUUCAAACAGUUCACUGCAAGAAUGAAAUUAAGUUGCGUGAAUUCCCUUUGACCAAUAUACGAUGUAAUCUGUCAUAUUUAUGACUUGUAAUUGUGCAAUACUCGAAUGUAACUCAUUAAGCAUAACUGUGCAUUUUAUGAAUUGCGCAGGCUUACAAAGCUUGCGUAACAUCCAGCGAAAGACAAAAAAUAGUUCCACAGGGCUCCAGAUAAGAUGCGUAUUAGCGUAAAUUACGUAUAGAAAUAAUGCAAAUACGCAUGUGUAAUAAUUUCUAAACGUAUAUAAAAUUACAGAAAUGCACACAAUGCUUUUUUAAAAACAAAAUCUGAAUCAUCUGGAUGCGUUAGGUAACAUAGCCGAUCCCGAUCAGCCUUAAUUCUCCCACAUUGAACGUAUACACGCAUCCUAUGAUCUCUAUAAACUUUGCGUGGGUUUCUACACACACACAUGAAUUUUGCAGUCAGUAAACGGAUAAAUUAUCGGAAGAAGAAGCUCUUACUGGUUUGUUUAGUUACUACAGAUAUUAAAAAUGAUUUUAAUUCUUAUUUUUCGAGAAAUAAACAAAUCGGCGAAACAUUAAAUUGUAUUUUCUUGUAGUUUUUGAAAUCGAAAGUAGAUCGUCUAUGUUUUGCGAAAUGAAACAACUUUUUAUGAAAAGAUUUAAAUAAGAGGUAUUUUAACCGUAAACUUCAAUGUCAGAUACUGCCAAUUGCUGCUAAAUGUCUUCGUAUCAUCACAAUUUGUAAAAUAUAUUGUUCAAACUGGAGAAAAGUGUAAUCGUAUCCGGAUAUAAUAUUUUGGGUAAAUAUCGAGCUGUGUUAUGAAAUUUUAAGAAAAAAAACUAAAAACAAACUGAAACUGGUAGACUAUACUGUCAGUACAUCAAUCAUUAGCCGACUCAGGCCAUUCAGGCCUUUGAUUUUUUAUUGGAAGUACACAUUUAUAUUGUGCUUAGCUAUACAUGUAUUAAUAGUGUACUAUUUUAUACCUAACAUACAUGUCCAGUUUAUACACAGAAACAUAAUAAUUUUAUAUUUACUCAGAUACUGUGAAGUACUUGUUCACAUGUGGGUCUAAUAAUUAUCUUUAAAUACCUUUAACUACCUUUAAAACAAUAAUUUUAUAACCUGAGGUAUUUACAGUUUUUGGAUGAAAUACCUUUCUUUUUUGAAGUUUUUUUAUUGUUGAUACUGCAGACUGCUGUCAGUCUGAAGUAAAUACCUUUGAAAUUAUAGUCAGCUAGUCAGAGAUGAGACCUCAUUGUUGGAUCUUGUUUCAGGAACAGUCGUUGCUGUUACUGUGUAGGGUCAAUACUGAAAAUAGCCGCAGCCUUUUGUGUGUGGUUCCCAGAAGUAUGACCUGUUUUUAGCUCACCUGUCACAUAGUGACAAGGUAAGCUUUUGUGAUCACGCAGCGUCCGUCGUCCGUCCGUCCGUGCGUCCGUCCGUAAACUUUUGCUUGUGACCACUCUAGAGGUCACAUUUUUCGUGGAAACUUUAUGAAAAUUGGUCAGAAUGUUCAUCUUGAUGAUAUCUAGGUCAAGUUCAAAACUGGGUCACGUGCCGUCAAAAACUAGGUCAGUAGGUCUUAGAAUAGAAAAACCUUGUGACCUCUCUAGAGGCCAUAUAUUUCACAAGAUCUUCAUGAAAAUUGGUCAGAAUGUUCACCUUGAUGAUAUCUAGGUCAAGUUCGAAACUGGGUCACGUGCCAUCAAAAACUAGGUCAGUAGGUCAAAUAAUAGAAAAACCUUGUGACCUCUCUAAAGGCCAUAUUUUUCAUGGGAUCUGUAUGAAAGUUGGUCUGAAUGUUCAUCUUGAUGAUAUCUAGUUGAAGUUCGAAACUGUGUCACGUGCGGUCAAAAACUAGGUCAGUAGGUCUUAAAAUAGAAAAACCGUGUGACCUCUCUAGAGGCCAUAUAUUUCACAAGAUCUUCAUGAAAAUUGGUCAGAAUGUUCACCUUGAUGAUAUCUAGGUCGAGUUCGAAAGUGGGUCAAGUGCCUUCAAAAACUAGGUCAGUAGGUCAAAUAAUAGAAAAACCAAGUGACCUCUCUAGAGGCCAUAUUUUUCAUGGGAUCUGUAUGAAAGUUGGUCUGAAUGUUCAUCUUGAUGAUAUCUAGGUCAAGUUCGAAAGUGGGUCACGUGCCGUCAAAAACUAGGUCAUUAGGUCAAAUAAUUGAAAAACCUUGUGACCUCUCUAAAGGCAAUAUUUUUCAUGGGAUCUGUAUGAAAGUUGGUCUGAAUGUUCAUCUUGAUGAUAUCUAGGUCAAGUUCGAAACAGGGUCAUGUGCGGUCAAAAACUAGGUUAGUAGGUCUAAAAAUAGAAAAACCUUGUAGCCUCACUAGAGGCCAUACUAGUGAAUGGAUCUCCAUAAAAAUUGGUCAGAGUGUUCAUCUUGAUGAUAUCUAGGUCAAGUUCGAAGUGGGUCACGUGCCAAGUAGGUCAGUAGGUCAAAUAAUGAAAAAACGUGAUCUCUCUAGAGGCCAUAUUUUUCAUGGGAUCUGUAUGAAAGUUGGUCUGAAUGUUUAUCUUGAUGAUAUAUAGGUCAAGUUUGAAACUGGGUCAACUGCGUUCAAAAACUAGGUCAGUAGGUCUUGAAAUAGAAAAACCUUGUGACCUCUCUAGAGGCCAUACCCUUGAAUGGAUCUUCAUGAAAAUUGGUCAGAAUGUUCACCUUGAUGAUAUCUAGGUCAAGUUUGAAACUGGGUCACGUGCCAUAAAAAACUAGGUCAGUAGGUCAAAUAAUAAAAAAACCUUGUGACCUCUCUAGAGGCCAUACUUUUCAUGGGAUCUGUAUGAAAGUUGGUCUGAAUGUUCAUCUUGAUGAUAUCUAGGUCAGGUUGAAACUCGGUCAACUGCGUUCAGAAACUAGGUCAGUAGGUCUUGAAAUAGAAAAACCUUGUGACCUCUCUAGAGGCCAUACCCUUGAAUGGAUCUUCAUGAAAAUUGGUCAGAAUGUUCACCUUGAUGAUAUCUAGGUCAAGUUUGAAACUGGGUCACGUGCCAUAAAAAACAAGGUCAGUAGGUCAAAUAAUAGAAAAACCUUGUGACCUCUCUAGAGGCCAUACUUUUCAUGGGAUCUGUAUGAAAGUUGGUCUGAAUGUUCAUCUUGAUGAUAUCUAAGUCAGGUUUGAAACUGGGUCAACUGCGGUCAAAAACUAGGUCAGUAGGUCUUAAAAUUAGAAAAAUCUUUUGACCUCUCUAGAGGCCAUAUUUUUCAAUGGAUCUUCAUGAAAAUUGAUCUGAAUGUUCACCUUGAUGAUAUCUAGGUCAGUUUCGAAACUGGGUCAUGUGCGGUCAAAAACUUGGCCAGGAGAUAUAAAAAUAGAGAAACCUUGUGACCUCUCUAGAGGCCAUAUUUUUCAUGAGAUCUUCAUGAAAAUUAGUGCGAAUGUUCACCUUGAUGAUAUCUAGGUAAAUUUCAAAACAGGGUCACGUACCUUCGAAAACUAGGUCAAUAGGUCAAAUAAUAGAAAAACCCUGUGACCUCUCUAGAGACCAUAUUUUUCAAUGGAUCUUCAUGAAAAUUGGUCAGAAUUUUUAUCUUGAUAAUAUCUAGGUCAAGUUCAAAACUGGGUCACAUGAGCUCAAAAACUAGAUCACUAUGUCAAAUAAUAGAAAAAAACGACGUCGUACUCAAAACUGGGUCAUGUGGGAAGAGGUGAGCGAUUCAGGACCAUCAUGGUCCACUUGUUUAAUUUAUAAACUCAGAAAUUUUUUUGAUUUUUUAAAGGAAUCUGAAUAAAAUUUGUAAAUACAUGUAUGUUUGUAUGACUUGAUUGUGUUUUAUUUAACUGAACUGUUUCUUAAGUCUGUAUGUACACUUGUUAUGUGAUCAAAUCAUUGCUUUGUG